Saccostrea cuccullata (small rock oyster) is the source of this 2182-nucleotide messenger RNA. Its product is annotated as cysteine sulfinic acid decarboxylase-like. Lineage: Eukaryota; Metazoa; Mollusca; Bivalvia; Ostreida; Ostreidae. Gene Ontology annotation, biological process: carboxylic acid metabolic process. Bases 248 to 1921 code for a protein of 557 amino acids. The record is from RefSeq and is a predicted model, not a curated record. Gene Ontology annotation, molecular function: carboxy-lyase activity; pyridoxal phosphate binding. Gene Ontology annotation, cellular component: cytoplasm. The transcript has 6 exons.
UAUUUUUUCUUACUACAGCCUAAAUCUUUGGGGAAAAUUAGCUCAUUUAUCACUUCCAUCAUUGAAAAGAAAGGACGACAAUCCGAACAACGCAUAAAAUUUCCCAAGCUUGAAGUUCAAAGGUCAAGUAAGGUCAAUCAGGCAACUACUCUUUAUAAGGGACUGUGUCAUAAUAUUUUAGCAUUCAGCUUCAAAGCUGCAACUUGGAUUGUACCAGUUCAUUGUUCAAAUACUCUGAGAUCUCAAGAUGGCAUCUUGUAUAACAGAAAGCCACAAAGUGCACAUUAGUGCUCACAAGAGAAUCCACGAUAAAAACGACUUUGACGUGGAACCCACAGAAAAGCAGAGAAUCACAAUGUUCAGCGAAAAACCAGUCAGGAAGUCCAACAAAGAAAACAGUCUGUGUAAUAAUAUCAUGACUAUAAAGACUAAAGAAACUCAUAGUGAUAAUCAUAAAAAGCCCGAAAAGAAGGCACCAAAACAAGAGAAAGAGAAGCACGAAUUCCUGGACAAGCUGUAUGAAAUGAUGCUGAGAGACGGAUUCAUGAAGGCACGUGACCGCAAUGAGAAGGUCCUGGAGUUCUCACAUCCUGAAGAUCUGAAACAGAAAAUUGAUUUUGAAUUGGGGAGCAAAACCUCGGACGAGAAAAUACUGAGUCUGUGUCAAGAUGUCAUCAAGUACAGCGUUAAAGUCGCACACCCUAGGUUUUUUAACCAGCUGUAUGGCGGACUUGAUGAGUACAGUUUGGGAGGAUGCUGGCUGACGGAGACAAUGAAUGCCAGUCUGUACACGUACGAAGUCUCCCCCGUCUUUGCUCUCAUGGAGAGGGUGGUCAUUGAUAAAAUGCUGGGAAAAAUCGGCUUCCCGGAUGGAGAUGCCAUGUUCUGCCCUGGUGGUUCCAUAUCUAACAUGUACGCACUCAACAUUGCCAGGUUUUACCAGUAUCCCGAAGUCAAAAGGAAGGGACUGAGGGAAAUCCCUGAAAUUUGUGCCUUUACUUCAGAAAAGUGCCACUAUUCCAUAGCCAAAGGUAUAGCUUUUAUGGGAAUGGGACUUGACAAUCUCAUUUCCGUCAAGACUGACUCUAUAGGGAAAAUGAUCCCUGAAGAUCUCGAAAAGAAAAUUUUGGAAGCUAAAGAAAAAGGAAUGACCCCCUACUUUGUUAACGCUACUGCUGGGACAACCGUAUUUGGUGCUUUUGACCCCAUUGAUGAAAUUGCUGACAUUUGCAAGAAAUAUGGUAUCUGGCUGCAUGUCGAUGGUGCUUGGGGAGGUGGAGCCCUUAUGUCCAAGAAAUACCGCAGUCUUCUGAAGGGGGUGGAGAGAGCCGACUCUAUGACAUGGAACCCCCACAAACUCAUGGGAGUCCCCCAGCAGUGUUCACUCAUCUUCACAAGACACAAGGGUCUGCUUGAGCAGUGCCACUCUGCCAAUGCCGCCUACCUGUUCCAGCAGGACAAGUUCUAUGACGUCUCCUACGACACUGGAGACAAAUCCAUCCAGUGUGGACGCAAGAAUGACGUGCUGAAGUUGUGGAUCAUGUGGAAGAACAAAGGGGAUGAAGGAUUCGAGAGAGACAUUGACAAUCAGUUUGAAUGUGCCAAAUACCUUGCCGAACUAGUCAAACAACGAGAAGGCUUCGAGCUUCUUUUGGAGCCCGAAUGCACCAAUGUGUGUUUCUACUAUAUACCAGAAAGAUUGAGGGGUAAGGAGAGAACGGAAGAAUGGUGGAGUCAGAUCUCUAAAGUAGGGCCAAAAGUCAAGGAAGCCAUGAUGAAAGCUGGUUCCAUGAUGGUCGGGUACCAGCCAGAUGGACAAUUUGUGAACUUUUUCAGGAUGAUUGUCUCAAAUCUUGACAUUGUGAAAAGUGACAUGGAAUUCGUUGUCGACGAAAUCGUCAGACUCGGAAAAGAUCUUUAGCCAUUUGCCAAACCUAGGAAGCAUCAAUUUUAACUUGUAAACUCUUUUGUUAUAGACAUGAUGGCAUUUAGCUUUUCUAGACAUGACAAAUUAGUGAUAAUCUCUUAUCCAUCUAUCUCAUUCAUUUUUUUACACUAGUAUCAUCCUCACAUUUCUUGUAAAUAUUGUUAUUGAUAUUAUGUAUAUUAUGUACAUAACUCCUGAUAUUGUUAUUGUUAUGAGUUGGUAGAAAAAAUGACAAAAAAGAAUGUAAAAAAAAAA